AGGCGGAGGGCAGGUGGCGGAGGAGGAGGUGGCCUUUAGGUGAAAAACACAUUUAAGCACUCGCCUGUCUCAUUCUGCAAUCUGACGCUCGCACACCUGGCCAGGUCGCGGAGUAUGGCUUCCACCACGUCGGGAGAUGUUCUGCCAACCGGCUGCGGGAUCUUCACCAGCAUCCCUGACUUGUUCUUCAUCCCAGAGUUUGUUUUCGGCGGUCUGGUGUGGAUCCUGGUGGCGUCCACCCAUGUGUAUCCGGAACACCCGCUGGGCUGGGUCAUGUUCGUCUCAGUCUUCUGCUUUGUCUUCACCACGCUCUGGUUCUUCCUCUUCAUAUGCGGCGCCAAUCAGAACAGCUUUUGGCCGGCGUUGGACACGUACUACCAUUUCUUGGCGGUAGUUUUCUACCUGAGCGCGUCGGUGAUCCUGGCCUACAUCACUGUUCUUAAAGGUUGGGGCUUCACCAUCAACUCGGGGGGCACUGUGUCCAUUGUGCCCCUCAUCGGUGAAGGCCUAAAGAUCUAUAGACUGGACAUCGCUGCCGUGGUGAUGUCACACGUGGCCACUCUCCUCUACUUCCUGCACGCCAUCUUCUCCGCCAUCCGAUGGAAGAGAGCCUAAACGGGAAAUAAAAUAAAUAAGUAAAGAGUGAUGUCACACGUGGCCACUCUCAUCUACUUCCUGCACGCCAUCUUCUCCGCCAUCCGAUGGAGAGCCUCAACGGGGUUAACCUCAACUUGAACACAGAACCACUUAUUCAUACUUUUAUUAUUAUUAUUAUAUUCUUUUUUUUAGAGAUAUCUCUUACAGGCAAGUCAUAUGACUGAAUGAGCAGCAAACAAAUUCAAUGUCAAAUGUAGGGUUUUUACUUAUUAAAUCAGUAGAGAAGACCAAAUUAUACCAUUUUUGUCAUCCGUAAAUAUAUAUUUUUGACAUCAUUUCAGGUGUAGUUUCAUGCGGAAGUGGAAUGAGUCUUUAAGUAAUUUAGUUUUUUUUUUAGAAACGAAAUGAAAAUUCAAAUUCUGUAGCCCCUUAAGGAGAUUUAAAAAUGACUUAAAAAGUUAUUAUAUUGAAGCAACAAAUACAAAAGAUUUUAUUUUUUAAAAUGUUAUUGCUUUUUUUUUUUUUUUUCACAUCUUAUUCGCAUGUUCCUAUGUUUAUAGAGUUAAAAAACAAACUCCAAUUAUAAAAUAAUAAUGUUUGAUGAUUUUUUUUUCAAGAAAUAUAGGGAAAUAAAUAUAAAAAUAUGCACACCAAAAACAUAAGAUGAAGGAUUUAAAAUUUUGAAGGCUUAACAACCACCACAUACCAUAUUUUUCAGACUAUAAAUCGCAGUUAUUUUUUCAUAGUUUGAUCGGGGGUGCGACUUAUACUAGAAAUUAUGAUCAUUUCACAUGUUAUUUUUACACAAAACCGCCAGAGGGCGCUGAAGGCCUUUGUUUCAACAUUGGCGGUAACCAAAAAAACAUCACUUGGUUGUUUAUGCGUCAUACCGUCCAUUUAUUUGAUUUUUAUUUUAAAAUUGCCAUUCAAGAUGACAUGUCUUCUUCUUGGCGUUACUCCUGUGCAACUUAGAAAAAGGAUAAAAAUUGUAUUCAAAACAAACCAAAAAAAAAAAAAAAAAUCAGUUCUAACAACUUUGUGCAUGAAGAUGCUCACUAUUGCAUCAGUUUGUUUACGACUUACAUGUCAAACACCUUCAACCCUUUUUAAUUAUGCUUUUUAUAAUUUUUUUUAAAUGAUCGCUUUGUCACGUGAUUGCUUAUAGUUGGAUGAAAAAUGCUCACUUUUUGUAUAUACUUGAUUAAUGAUCUCACUUUACAGCUCUAUUUACAAAUCUUCAAUGUGAAAUAAAAAGAGUAGAGUUCCGAAUUGUCUCCCCGAGUCAUGUUUCGAUGCCACUGACGGCAA
This is a messenger RNA of Corythoichthys intestinalis (scribbled pipefish), 1905 nucleotides long. RefSeq names its product myelin and lymphocyte protein-like. Gene Ontology annotation, molecular function: structural constituent of myelin sheath. The coding region runs from base 115 to 615 and encodes 166 amino acids. Gene Ontology annotation, biological process: myelination. The record is from RefSeq and is a predicted model, not a curated record. The transcript has 5 exons. Gene Ontology annotation, cellular component: membrane. NCBI's taxonomy places the organism in Eukaryota, Metazoa, Chordata, Actinopteri, Syngnathiformes, Syngnathidae.